GUCUCGAAAGAAAAAGCUGCUGUGCCGCCCCGCAGGCGCUUCAUUUCGGGAUCUAUUGCUGCUGGCAGGCACGCCAUGCUUUGCUUCACGGACUGAAUUUAAGCCUCUUACGUGCUGCUCACUUGGAGGGGUUCAUAUUAAAAUUAGUCCCAGCACUGUGACUUUUCCAUCAUGUCAGAACCUAUCACGCUCAAUGUUGGAGGAAAACUCUAUACCACCUCUCUGUCCACUCUGACUAGCUUUCCAGACUCCAUGCUGGGGGCCAUGUUUAGUGGGAAGAUCCCAACCAAGAAGGACAGCCAAGGCAACUGCUUUAUUGACAGAGAUGGCAAAAUCUUCCGCUAUAUCCUGAACUUUUUACGAACUUCUCACUUGGAUCUUCCCGAAGAUUUUCAGGAAAUGGGCUUACUGCGACGGGAAGUAGAUUUUUAUCAAAUUCAGCCCCUGAUUGAGGCCUUGCAGGAGAAAGAGAUAGAGCUUUCUAAAGCAGAGAAAAAUGCCAUGCUCAACAUCACCCUUGAUCAGAAGACCCAGACUGUUCACUUCACUGUCCGAGAAGCACCCCAGAUUUACAGCCUGUCUUCCUCCAACAUGGAAGUCUUCAGUGCUCAUAUCUUCUCCACGUCGUGCCUGUUCCUGAAGCUUCUUGGUUCCAAGCUGUACUACUGUUUCAAUGGAAACCUUUCCUCAAUAUCCAGUUACCUGCAGGACCCCAACCACCUGACCUUAGAUUGGGUUGCAAGUGUGGAAGGCCUUCCCGAAGAGGAGUACACCAAGCAGAACUUGAAGAGACUUUGGGUGGUGCCAGAUAAUAAGCAAAUCAAUAGUUUCCAGGUGUUUGUGGAAGAAGUGCUGAAAAUAGCCAUGAGUGAUGGUUUCUGCAUAGAUUCUGCUCAUCCACAUACUUCAGAUUUCACGAAUAAUAAGAUUAUUCGCCUAAUUCGGUACAAGUAGGAAUGGCUGUUGUGGUGCUAGCAUGGAGAUAACACAGGUUCAGUGUUUCCCUUUAAAACACACAGCCUAAUUCAGAAUCAUGCUUAUCUGGAUUAAGAGUCACUAACAAGGAGAUGAUUUUCCUUUAAUGUACUUACCAAUACGACCUUCCAGAAUAUGUCCAUAUUCCAGACAGAAGCAAUAUUGUCUAGCGCCUGAAUUAAGGACUGGCUCUGUCUCUGCCUCUGCCUCUGACCUGCUGUACAAUUCUGGAGAAAAUCACUUAACUUCUGUCAUCUCUAUGUUUUCCAGUUGGAAAAUGGGUGAUCCUUAACCCGCAUUGCCAGGGGAUGCGAGAGUUCAGUACCCAUGGUUUGGAAUCUAUCUGGAGAAUGGAUGCAGUGAAAGAUGCCAUGGAGCUGCAGUGCAGCAGACUGCCCUAGGAGCACAUUUGCCAUGCCUUGCUGUAUCACCUGUGCAGAGCAUUCAAGAAGCUUUGGAUCUGUGGAAGAGAAGCCUUCCCACAUGCACUCAAGACAGCUGAAAAGGACGGUACAAGUUGCAAAUGAGCAAGGGAUCCCAUCUCUUUGGGUUCAACAAAGGAUUUCUGUGAAGCUGGCUUGGGGUUUUUUCUCAACCCUGUGUGGAAGCCCCUGCUUUAUUGUGCUUUAGGGAAACCGUGUUGGAAUGAUGUGACUGGCAGGGAAGCCAUAGAAGAGAGAAUGGUGUUAUUACAAACCAAGAAGAUGAAAUCUUUACUUUUACAUUCCAAAGGCAUCCAAGACAACUAGUCCUUUUCUUUCUCUUACAAUGGUAAUGUUUGUCUGGAGGAUGCUGCUGAAACUUUUUAAUGGGAGGACAGAUUUUGGGGCAGAGGCCCCCAAAUGUCUUCUAAACAUUUGAGCCUCUUUUGGACAUAACUCCCUUCAGCAGUGCCUGGAAUGCAUGGGAUGCUGUCUGGGUAGGAUGGAUUUAAUUUGAAAAGCUAACAUUCUCACCAGGUUACACCUAAUAUUUUUCAUUGCAAAAACAGAGGAUCGUUUUUCCUAUCCUGGUUCAUUAAGCCUUUUUUUGUCUAAUAUCUUUGUGAAAUGGUCAGGUCACUAAAAGAAUUUUACCUACUUGCUUGGCUUCAGUGUCAGCUUGCCCGAGGGAAAGCAGUGGGAAACCAGAGGUCAACUCUUCCCUACACACCUGGUCUGUGCUGUAAUGAAGAUAACUCACUACCUGCAUGUUGUCUCUAAACAUCAUUUGUGCCACAUUCAAGAUGGUUCUUUCUUGGCUAAUAAUGUUUAAAAGUGUCUUAACUGUAUUUCCCAAACCAGAUUGCUGUGAGUGCAUGAGAGGCCCUCUGGAACCUUCUCAGGUAUCUUUAAUGAGAUAGAAGGGAAAAUGCAAUAACUAAGUUUUGCAUUUAGAGGCUUAGUGCUUCCGAAGGUUUCUAGCACAGGGCUGCGAAGCUCAGUAAUGCGCAUGUUCUUGUUUCCCAAAGUAGCUACUCUGUUACAUUAAGCUGACCUGUGAACAAGCAUAAAGAAGCUUUUUUUCUUGUAAAAAACCAGUGUGAUCAAUAUAUUUCUACUGUCCCAAACUGUGACUGCAUGCACAAAACAAAUCAGCAUGCUCAUGGGUAAAAUGCACAUUCUGCAGUUGUUACAAACCACUGCCCUUUGUCUGACCUGGUGCUGAACCAGCAUGAUAUACAUGGGACCAUGUUGUCAGAAAGCACUGAUUGGGCUUGAAGCCCUCAGAACCACUAAACAUGACAAAUGUUGUGUAGUUUGAGGAUUGUAAAUAGGAUUUUGUGACCAAAUUCCAGUUUGAGUCACCAUGUUGUUCUAUAUUUAGUUGCAUUAGGAAGAACUCUUUUUUUUUUUUUUUUUUUCCAUCCCAGUCCUGAAUUACAAAGCAUGAGCUGGCUGUUCAGCUGGACAUUGACAGGGAUGAUCUCUGCUGGUAAUAUGAUUAUGAUCUGUAAAAUGAACCCUCUUUCAUCAAAUCUGUGACUUGAAACAGAUAUGCCCUUGCUGAAUUUAUGAUAACAGAGAUUUUGGGGACUGUUGAUGGUAUUUCUUUUUAAUCCAUACCCUUGAGAGUAGAUUUUAAAUGAUCUGUAACCAGAGCUCUUGUAUGUCAUGACUAAAAUAAUACCAGUAGGAAUUUGUUUCCUGUCACCUUGAGUUUAUCCAAAGGUAAGAGCAGUGGGCUUAGAUCUCAUUUGGAAGGGUGGAGUGGAGGAGAGUCUGACCUACAUCCUUUAGAGCUUGGGAUCAGUUCUGCUCCAUUCUGUUUCAGCAAAAUAAAAUAUUCCAUGGGAGAGUUGUAUGAUUACUGCAUUUUUCUUGGUGAAAGGCAAGUAAGAGGAGUCUGUAAAAGGAGAGAACUGGACUCAGAUCUUCACCUGGAGUACUUUAACCCAUCAGUCUGUUAUGCAGGAGAUGAACAAAUUGAAUACACAUUUAUUUGUGUUCAUGCAACUAAGUCAGUAAAAGGUACAGCUGGCCCCAGAUCUCUGUAAUUUAUUAACAGAUAUUGAGAUGCAAAAUAUCUAUAGAUAGAUAGAUAGAUAGAUAGAUAGAUAGAUAGAUAGAUAGAUAGAUAGAUAGAUAGAUAGAUAGAUGCAAAAUUUCCAACCACUGGAAAGACAUGAGUGAAGCCAUGCUUUGGAAGGAACAGAAGAACCUGAGGUACCUCAAACUUGCUAAGCACAAUAAACAUCCUCAAGUGUGAGGUACUAUUUAUACUGGAAAUGAGUGGUAAGUGAAUCACUUGUGAUUGCAGUCAAACAUAUGUUCUACAAAUGCAGCUGCUAUUUCAGACUCCACACUAAGCUCAAUUUAUAGCUGCUCCCGAAUUCUGCAGUCUGUGAGUUACGAUAUAAUGACUGUUUAUAGGAACAUUUUCUCUCCAGAGCAUUUGUUUGCAUUUUAUCUGAAUAGCUGUUUUUUGUUUACCUUCUUUUUCUGAGCCCUGGAAGUGUAACUUGCUUUUGUUUGCCAGUCAACAGCACUGAUAAUGAUUCUUCUCAAGAGUUUUCCUGAAUUAAAGAGAAGCAAACAUGCACAAAGCCAUGCUAAGUAUAGUACAACCCCAUCACUAGUCAUGAAAAGCACUUGGCAUUUAUUAGCAGUAACAUCUAAAAAUUAUUUCACUGCUGAGUGGAAUAUUCACUCUCAGAACAAACUUGUUUUUUUCCUGGAAAGAUUUAGUGACAUUUUCUUCCCUUAAAGUUUUGUGUGUGUUUUCUUCUAUCUUGGUGCAUAACUCCUGAUUCUACCAUAUGCCUGUCUCUCUCAAUACCUUAGUGUACAAAAUGAGGCCAAGCCCUGCAAUUUUGGUUUUUUUUUAAUGACCUCAUUUUUAAUUUUUUUUCCUAAGUGACCACUGAAUAGAGUGUUCAGUAGUGUUAGAGGAGAAGAAUACCAGUGUCAGGACAGAUGAUGAACAAGAUUUUAGCUGUAGUGUAAUGGCAUUCUCAGAUCUGGACAUGUGCAUAGCACAGUGAUAUUUCUUACAUGGCAAAAAGACUUACGAAACAUCUUAAUGGACUCCAGAAAGAAUCACUCAUGGAUUUCUUUAAGUGUUUUUAAGCUGGAUAUCUCUUAAAUAUCUAGCCAUGUCCAGUUACAAGGAUGAGACUGAUACUGUAUAUAAAUAAUAAGAAAUAGUUUAUACAGCUGUUAAAGGGAGGAGUUGAUGGGAGGAGUGUUUGUUUCUGCAGGCAAUGGCAAAGAAAUAAAAGAAGUAGUUGUAAAAAGUUAGCUCUGAAAGAAUUCACAUUAACAAGAAAUCCAGGAUUUAGAAGGGGGAGAAUAAAAAUAUCUUGAUGUAUUCAGGAAAAAAAAAAAAAAACAAGAA
Molecule: messenger RNA, 4791 nt
Organism: Melospiza melodia melodia
Lineage: Eukaryota; Metazoa; Chordata; Aves; Passeriformes; Passerellidae
Gene: KCTD21
Product: potassium channel tetramerization domain containing 21
Exons: 2
Coding region: 172-954 (260 amino acids)
Biological process (GO): ubiquitin-dependent protein catabolic process; protein homooligomerization
Molecular function (GO): histone deacetylase binding; cullin family protein binding
Source: RefSeq, a predicted model, not a curated record